Molecule: messenger RNA, 909 nt
Organism: Pseudocercospora fijiensis CIRAD86
Lineage: Eukaryota; Fungi; Ascomycota; Dothideomycetes; Mycosphaerellales; Mycosphaerellaceae
Exons: 3
Coding region: 1-909 (302 amino acids)
Source: RefSeq, a predicted model, not a curated record
AUGCUUGCCGUGGCAUCACCACCGCCUGGUUCCAUCAGGCACGGCUCAAUCACACGCAAACCUUUCCUGGUCACGCUUGACGGCAAGGAAAACUUCAGCAGUACAUCCUAUCCACCAGAGAUCUAUGCUCGGCAAGCCAGUCCGUACCAGUACGCUGUCGAGAAGGGUAAGAAGCUGUGGGACAUGAUGAUCAACCCUAAAGCUCGAGACCAGCGCGCUGGAGACUACGAGAAUCUGAUGAGAUGGGGCUGGGUUUGCGCCACGGAGAAGCGUAUGGAAAUCAUUGAAGAAAAGACGGGCGGACUUGAGGAGGCGUCUCGAUCGUGCCAUAUCCAGUUCAACGAGGAGAAGAGUAUAGGCCUUUCUAUGGUCACUAUCCAGGCCACACAUGCCGAAUAUGCUUCCAUCUUCAAUCCCACGCAGGGCGCAGUGGUGAUGUACACGGCACACAGCCCAGCCUACAUGCUCGAAGCCAGCGGCAAAAAGCCUACUCAAGAGAACACACCCGGAAUCUCUCAUCCUUCCGACGUCUUGUUCCUGACCUGGAAACACCUCGUCACCAAUUACCCAGAACACGGUCCUCACCUCCGCUACGUCUUCGUCCGAGGCAUAACUUCUCAAUCUGUCCCGACCCGCGACAUUAUCUGGCAAGCGCUCCGAGCUGACGAUCCAGACCUGGAGGCACCACCACAGGGGUGGAAGAAUGCGCAUAUGUUCAGACGACCGGGUCAGAACGGGAAGGGCAGGAAGGCUGAUGAGCCCUUCUAUGCUGUUCUUGGGACUUACAAUUUCCGCACGAUUGCAUAUAUGCUUGCUCAACACCAGCAGAUGUUUCGAGGGAGGGUUAUCAGUAGUAUCUACAUUUGGGGAGAGGGGGAUUACUUGCAUGGUAUGGCACAUAUUGCUUGA